This is a messenger RNA of Juglans regia (Persian walnut), 1266 nucleotides long. RefSeq lists its product as uncharacterized. Gene Ontology annotation, molecular function: zinc ion binding. NCBI's taxonomy places the organism in Eukaryota, Viridiplantae, Streptophyta, Magnoliopsida, Fagales, Juglandaceae. The coding region runs from base 360 to 1061 and encodes 233 amino acids. The record is from RefSeq and is a predicted model, not a curated record. The transcript has 7 exons.
CUUGCCUUCCCUUUUAACUGCAGUGAAUCCCAUCCGGUGAGGUGCGAGUGAAGCGUGAGCAUGGCAGUGAGUAACGGGCGCUGGGGAGUCGCUUAAAUACCAGAAAUUGUGAUUCACUGUUGGGGUUGCAUAGAAUUUGGGGUUUAACAUCAUUAAUCAUCUCGCUUGUUCAUCUUCUUCUUCGUCUUUGAUCUUUCUUUCGGCUGUGUUAAGGUGCUUCGUCGACUCUCGAAGCUUCCAUUGCUGAAUCCAAUACCCACUUUUACGAGGGUAUUUGGAAGCUCGAAUCGCGUGACUCAGUUUCCUUUUGUGCUCGGAAUCGAUAAAGCAAAGGGUACCGGUUGGGUUUUUGGCAUCAGAUGUUGAAAGACACCAGCUGCGAUGGUGAUCUUCCCGACCUGGAGAAGCAGUCGGCCAACGCCAAUGCCAACGCCAACCAUGGUUGUGAUCAGACUCCCGAACCAACUGCAAAGUUGUCAACUGCUGUGGACUCCUCUAAUGACGAUGAACGACUGCCCCCUGCUCUGUCUCCCAAAAAGGCAUAUUUGUCGAGGACAGCAAGUUUUGUUGAACUAUGCAGAGUUUGUCAGCAGGAGAAGGAAGAAGUUCUUAUAGAUCUUGGGUGCCAUUGUCGAGGUGGUCUUGCAAAAGCCCACCGCUCAUGCAUAGAUACUUGGUUUUGUACAAGAGGAUCAAACAAAUGUGAGAUAUGCCAAGAGUUAGCUGCAAAUGUGCCACCUCCAGAUUCCCAGCCUAGUACAAAUUACUGGGUUUGGAGGAAUGACGCAAAUUUUAGGCAUCAAGGUCGUGAAAGGAACUGUUUUAGUCCACUUUGGGUGGCAUUUUCAAUCCUCGUUUGUGGUCUCCUGUUGGAUGUGCUGAUAUCCAUUACCCUGGGUAUCUCGGCACUGCCCAUCAACGUUAUAAUCGGUGUCAUUAUUGUUCUUGGACUUGGGACUGGACUGCGAGUUGCUCUGGAUUUCUGUCAUGAGUGGAGUUUGAGAAGAGUUGUGCAGAGAGUGGAAACAAAUGUGAGUCUUGGUUAUCAUCCUGCCAUAUAGGUAAAUUUGUGUACAAGAAAUUCUUCAACUUGCAAGAGAACUCUUAAUUGUUAUGUACUACAGGAUCCCGUUGUUCACAUUGUUUAUGAUUUGAGAUUUGAGAGGGACCAUUUCUUUGUUACCCCACACUUUGAUACAGCAUGGUGAAGUGUGAGGACACUGUUUUCCCCUCGGAACUUUUCAAUGUUUAUGUUUGAGAUGAAUC